Messenger RNA from Nicotiana tabacum (common tobacco), 471 nucleotides. Lineage: Eukaryota; Viridiplantae; Streptophyta; Magnoliopsida; Solanales; Solanaceae. The record is from RefSeq and is a predicted model, not a curated record.
AUGGAGGAAGCUCAUAGUUCGAGGUACUCUAUCCACCCAGGUGCUACCAAAAUGUAUCUAGAUUUGAAAGAGUUGUAUUGGAGGAAAGGCAUAAAGAAACAAGUAGCAGAUUAUGAGGCUAAAUGUUUAAAUUGCCAGCAAGUCAAAGCCGAGCAUCGGAGGCCUGGUGGCCUAGCUCAAGACCGACUAACAAAGUCCGCGCAUUUCCUACCAGUAAAGACGACAGAUUUCGCAGAGCACUAUCAGGCCAGCAUUGGUAUGACUCCUUAUGAAGCGUUGUAUAGGCGGAGAUGUAGGUCUCCAGUGGGUUGGUUUGAAGCGAUAGAGGUGCCGUUGAUUGGUCCAGAGUUUGUUUGUGAGGCCUUGGAGAAAGUUCAACUAAUUAGAGAAAGACUUAGAGCGGCUCAGAAUCGUCAAAAGUCUUAUUCUGACAAGAGGCAUCGUGAGUUAGAGUUCAUAGUUGGUGAUAAG